This is a messenger RNA of Branchiostoma belcheri (Belcher's lancelet), 5128 nucleotides long. Its product is annotated as ankyrin repeat domain-containing protein 27-like. Gene Ontology annotation, molecular function: guanyl-nucleotide exchange factor activity; SNARE binding. Gene Ontology annotation, biological process: early endosome to late endosome transport; neuron projection morphogenesis. The transcript is spliced from 30 exons. Lineage: Eukaryota; Metazoa; Chordata; Leptocardii; Amphioxiformes; Branchiostomatidae. Gene Ontology annotation, cellular component: early endosome; tubular endosome; plasma membrane. The record is from RefSeq and is a predicted model, not a curated record. Bases 75 to 4211 code for a protein of 1378 amino acids.
CACAAUGUUUCCACUACGCCACCCAUGUAGCAGAUGAGAAUCUAGAGACGCCGUGACCACGCCCUGGUGUUACCAUGGAGAUGUACGACGAGGACCUGGGGGAGAACGUGUUCUUCCAGAACCUGCGUACAAAACACACACAGCUGUACGAGGAGGCAGCCUUUAACAGGUGGAUGGUCUGUGUACCAAGACAAGGAACGGCGUCCCGACAUCAACAGAACAAAGAAGAUUUCGAGAACCACAUUCUCCGACCUGUGAGAGACAAGGACGAUGUUUUUCUCACUGCAAACAACAAGGAGGUUCAGGUGAAAGGGAACACCAUCACCACAGUGAAGGGGUUUAAGGAGCUGAGGAACGUGCUGGUCCUGUUUGAGGAGACGUUCUACAACAGCAGUGACCAGAGUUACAGGGUGCUGUGUCUGGACCAGUUCCUGGAAGGCAGGACAGAGUCUGUUCAGGAGCCCCUGCUGGUAUCCCUUCAGUCAUUGGACGACUGCACGGAGUACCUGUGGGGUCGUCAUGGCAACCACCGCACCAGGAGACAGGUGGAUCAGCGCGUGCAGCACUUCAUCGGGUCGUACCACCAGCUGGAGGGGGUGUCCCUCAGGCACACCAUGGAUGCGGCAAAUACCCUGUUUGUUCGAGCAAUGCAGACAGCCCUGAAGGACAACAACAUGGGGAAAAUUGCGAAGCAGAGCACAAUUCACAUGGACAACUUGAAAAUUGCUAUGGAGACCUAUGUGAUGCAUGGUGUCUUCAACAAGGUGUUCAACACCAUCAGUACAUUCACUGCUGCUCAGGAUGCUGCCCUGAACAAGGUCACAAGAAAUCUGGCAGAUGUCCAACUUCGAGAUUUGGGGGUCAGGAAAGAGUUUUGGCAAAGUGUUCCGAGAGCGAGACGUGAGCUCCAUGGACUGAACAGGUUCUGUUCCCCUCUGGAGAAACUGUUGUGUGUGAAACGUGCCAUCACUGCUAUCACCCGCCCCUCCCCACUACACAAACGCAAGGAGUCAGUGACGAUGUCCUCGGAUGACCUGCUGCCAAUCCUGGUGUACCUGGUGAUCAAGGCUGACAUCCCCAACUGGCUGGCUAACCUGAGGUACCUGCACAACUUCAGGUUCUCCAGACCUGCCAACGAUGCCUUCGGGUUCUAUCUUGCAUCUCUUGAAGCUGCAAUAGAGCAUGUUAAGAGUGGGAGUGUUGGAGUAGAGGAGGGUUCAGACCAAACGCUGACCUCCAGUCCCCAGUGGCAGGCUAUACAGAGACAGAGUUCACAGGACAACUCCACAAUACUGGUACUGUUUGAGCACAUCCGUGAAGGUACAGUAGAGAAUGUACAGGACAUGUUAGAGGUGUCCACACCUGACCACACCCAGCUCAGGACCAAGAUGUGCCACCCUCUCUGCUCCUGUGACAGCUGUGAGAGACUGGUGUCAGGGAGGAGAAAUGACCCAACCGCUGUCACAGCCUACUCCAGAGAUGACAAGGGGCUAACAGCUCUCCAUGUCGCAGCCAUAUAUGGACGAGCUGACAUGAUAGACCUCCUAGUUACGAAGGGUGGAGUAGUGAACGCUACAGACUACCACGGCUCCACCCCUCUCCACCUGGCCUGUCAGAAAGGUCACCAGUCUGCUGCUCUGUUGCUGCUACACUUCAGUGCCGAUGUCCGGGCUCAGGACAAUGACGGAAACACCCCACUUCACCUCUGCUGUGAGAAUGGACACGAAGACUGUGUGAAGGCAGUGGUGUACUAUGACCGCAGCUAUGUGGUGCUGGACAUUAAUGCUGCUAAUGACAAUGGUGACACCCCCCUGCACCUGGCAGCCAGAUGGGGAUACUGUAACAUAGUGGACACUCUGCUCCAGAAUGGUGCCUCAGUUGAAGCCCUAAACAGGAAGAAACAGACUUCUCUAGACUGUGCACACAAUGAUACAGUUUCCAGAGUCUUGUUGCAGGCACUUGAAGACAGACGGGUGCAGGAAACAGAAGAAAAUUUUAUCAAGGUAGCCCGGGUUACGGUGAGUGUUUAUGAGUGGUCUAGACCCAUCGGCUGGGAUGCCAGCCCUCCUAAGCCCACCAGACCAGACAGAAGGGAGUCUGGUCCUCUCAGUAUCAACAAACUUCCCACUGCUGUACCUCAGGACUCCCCUCAACAGCAACGGGAAAAACAGGUUGAAAAACUUUUGAAGGCAGUUGCUGAUGGGGACAUAGAAAUGGUGCGUUAUCUGUUGUGUGUGGAGAGUUCAGAUGAAGAUGAGGAUGUGUUUGAUGCCAACGCCUCCCUCUGCCACCCACUGUGCCAGUGUGAGAAAUGUCACCCUGUACAGAAGAGAACAGCAGUGAUGUCGGUUGACGAGCUCAGCGUGAACUCGGCCAAUGAGGGAGGUUUUACGUCCCUUCACGUGGCGGCGCUACACGGACACAAGGACCUGGCGCUGCUGCUACUGCGGAACGGAGCCAACGUGAACGGGCAGAACAAAGCACAGCGCAACACGCCCCUCCACAUAGCCUGUCAACAUAAUCAUGUAAAGAUUGUGUCAGCCCUGUUGGACCACGGUGCCAAGUGUAACGUUAAGGACCAUAACGGGUGUACGCCGCUGUACCUGUCUGCCACCGCGGGAAACCUGCAGCCUGCUCAACUGCUCAUUCAGAAAGGUGCAAACGUCAACCAGACAAAUCAGCGAGGUAACACGGCGCUUCAUGAGGCAGCUCGCUGGAACUACCCAGAACUGGUCUCACUACUGCUGGAACAUGGAGCAUCAGCAGCCAUCAGGAACAAAACUCAACUCACUGCACUGCAGUACGCACAUAAUGAAGCUGUUGCUGAGCUCUUGAGGAGCCACAUGGAGGAGAAACCAGCCGAUCAUGUCAACCUGAGACCUCGUGCCAGAACACCCUCGGGAAGUGCAGGCUCGGAAACCUCCGGGGUAGCAGGCACAAACUUACCACCCGGACACUCAGGUCCAGUGGGCAUCAAGGCUCUGUUCCAGGCAUUUGAUGCAGAUGACAUCAAACUGUCCAAACAGCUGGGCAAGGAGAUCAAGACGUUUGACAAGUCCAAGAGGUUGAAGAAGACCAUCACUCGAGACAGGAGCUAUCCUCAGCUACAGCUCCUAGCUGUUGAGCAGACACCACCUUCAGCCUUCAGUAGUGGUACAUGGCCCCCCACUGAGGUUGACUCAGCAACAGUUACAUCACCAGAAGCACAGGACCCUAUGACAGGCCUGGACACCCAUAACACAGGCCCGGUGGAGGUGACAGAAAAAGAGAUGGUGGAGGUGCCUGAGAGGGACAGGAAUACAGACAGGAGGGAGAACGAGGGGACGUGGCAGAUCCAGGAGAGGAUCACCGAGGUAGCGUCCCCGACACGGAUCCGGGAGUUUCUGACGUCCAUAGCCUCAAUCAGGCUGGUGGAGGCUGACAACAGUACAAGUGAACACGACACGGAGGACAGUCAUGUUUCAGACAUAGAGGGACCUUCUGAAAGAGGUAACACUGUGAAGAAUAUAGACGAAAACUCCUCAAACUUGGGUCAUGAAGGUAGAAAUGGCGAAGAUGCAUCUCCAAAAACUCCAUUGCAGCCCAAAUCUGGCAGCAACAACGGACAAACAUCGGCACUUGACAAUGCAACAGUUGUGCUAGCAGAGAAUCUGAUGGUGGAACCGCCAUGCAGUGACGUCCAAACUGCCCGAGAGGUCCUCCCUGACCCCAGUCCACAAAUGACCUUCGCAGUCAAGGACAUGGAAGAACUUCUGAGCGAAGCAGUCGAGGAAGAUGACUGCGAGAGACGGGAAGCAGAGUUUGUGGUCACCUCGGUUGUGGAGGAACUGGUCAGAAAUGUGGACAAACCUGUGGUGGAGGACAUAUUGGACGAUGUCAUAGAGUCUGUACUUGAGCAAAGUGCUUGUACAUCCUCAUCAGAGACACAGAGCUUUGGUAUGGCCACAAGUAGUGACGGUCUUGGAGAGAGUUCCCUCAAGGAAGCGCAAGUCUUUGACGAAUCGGAAAAAGAACUCCAAAACAUGCUGUCACUGAUAGACAACCCAUCCACCAAUGAUACAACCACAGAGUCAUCGUGGGAGGACAUCCCAGCUCAACCAAUGACUGAAGAGCUAGAGAGGACGUCAACCAAUGAGGACGUCUCUCCAGAUGUCCAAAACAACCAAUCAGAACAAUUGUUGCAUUCAGAAAACCAAGUGGAACAUUCUUGAAAGUGUGUCUAAACCAAUCACAACACAAAGACUGAAAGACUCUGAAUGUUUGAAUUGAAUGGAAAAUGAAGCAAGGCAAUCAAAAUCAAAAUACCCACAUUCAGGGGUCCAAUUUGGUUAUUGGUUGGACUGGACAUCUCUUAACUGGUGUUACUGGGUAUCUCUCAAUCAAUGAUACAAACAAGAAAGUUGUCUCUAUGUAUAGUAAUAAGCUAUUAGCUUGUGGUUUAAUAAUAUUAUGUGCAUGUGCAGUGUGAUACAUUUUGGGUAAAAGUACAGUAAUGUAAAAGUUGAAGAAGGCCCCCGGCAAUACACAGAAAAAUUAAUGUGAUAUAUUACACCCAAUGCACCACACCGCACAUGCCCAAAAUGACGUCUAUGAACAGGGUGUUCUCUCUAAGUCAUAUUACUCAAAAUUUCAAAUACUGUAGAUUUUGAAACUGUGUCCAGCAAAAAACACUAACAUCUAAAUUUUUGAAAAUCUCUAGUUUCGAGAUCCAGCUGUAAUAUAACAGUGGUCUAUUUUAGGAGUCCGAAGCAUUGACAUUUGCCUUUCAAAUUUGCUGUCACACCCAAUGUGUGCAUAUUAAUAAGAUGUGAAAGAUAUAGAUGUACAAUGUACAUUGAUUUCUUGUCUUUUAGACUGAAGUGAUUAUUGUAGCUAGCCAGGAUAUGUCAACUGGCCAUGUAGUGGCACACAGAGGUCUUGCAGAUGCGUGGAUUAAGUACAGGGUCUGUUAGAAUUGUAUUUGGUGGUGUUGAAUUGCCGGGUGGUUAGACUACUGGGGGGUCAUGUGUUUGAUACCUGGCAUUCCUGGCAAGAAGUGUCUUUGGGAAUGACAUGUGUAAAAUGGGCAUCUGACUUUGGUUGGGGAGGUAAAAUGUGGUAGAAAGAGAGGGGGGUGGACUCUGCCUUC